Molecule: messenger RNA, 849 nt
Organism: Fusarium sp. VM40
Lineage: Eukaryota; Fungi; Ascomycota; Sordariomycetes; Hypocreales; Nectriaceae
Source: the annotation of a GenBank genome assembly
AUGUCUGUCUCACGCGACGUUCUAGAGGCCCUCUCAGCCACCCACGUCCGAGAUCCCAUCCCUCUCGAGGCCCUCGCGCCAGUUCUCAACUCCAAGCCCUUCAUCCCGAGCAAAUCCCUCAUCAACGUCCGUGACCUUGGUGCUGUUCCAGGCAGCGCCAUACGCCCGGGACUUAUCUUCCGCUCGGGGAUGCUCGACGCUGCAGCUGCUGACCCAGAAGCCAUCUCUUGGCUCGCGUCCAACGUCAAGACCGUCUUUGACCUACGUAGCGUGGAGGAGCGCGCCGCAUAUCCCAGCCCUGAGGUUCCAGGAGUUGAGUUUGUCUACCACGAGCGUGUCGCUACAUAUCCCCAGCCUACUCCUGCCGACUUUGCUGUGGAUGAUGGAAGCACUGCUUGGAGAGAGCAGCUCAUAGCUGUGAUGGCAGCAUACAAGCCUUCUCUCCGGGCCGUCCUCCAGCACGUGAAGGAUGAACCGGAUGAGCCUUUCCUCUUCCACUGCACUGCUCCUUACUCUACCAAAGCUGGCCGUGACCGCACAGGCGUCACAGCAGGGCUCCUCCAGACCCUUGCCGGCACACCAGAGAAAGACGUCAUCCUGGACUACAUGCUAUCACGCAUCGGGACCGAGCCAGCGCGUGAGCGCCUAGUCGCCUUUGUCAAAGACAACAUUGAUGUGCAGGACUAUGAGGUGCCCGGCUUUUGGAACAUGGUCAGCCUGCGUCCGACCUUUUGGAAGGCCUUUGUUGGUGGUGUUGAUGCUAAGUACGGAGGCUGGGAGGGCUACGUCAAGGGUCUGGGGUUCUCGGAGGAGGAACUGAAGACUAUCAAGAAUAACCUAAGAGGCUGA